Molecule: messenger RNA, 3631 nt
Organism: Monomorium pharaonis (pharaoh ant)
Lineage: Eukaryota; Metazoa; Arthropoda; Insecta; Hymenoptera; Formicidae
Product: putative zinc metalloproteinase YIL108W
Exons: 5
Coding region: 128-1753 (541 amino acids)
Source: RefSeq, a predicted model, not a curated record
UCGUAGCCGGUCGAGGGAAACGGGUGUUCCGGCUCUCCCGUCUCCCGGUUGUCCCAUCUCUCAUUGGUCAAACUAAGCCUAGUUUUGGGGGUUGAACCUAAAAAAAGAAGAAAUAUUAACAAGAGAGAUGGUACUUGCGGACGCGACAUUGAUGGACAAUCACCACUGUCAUCAUCGCACCUUCUCAGCGAAUGGUAAUCCGGAAGGUAUCACGAUACGCAAUUUAGUGGACGGCGAGACCUUGACUUAUAGCUUGGCCCUGAUAAAGGGUCGCGCACCUGCGCUGUGCAGUUACAUUACCGUUCGGGGUCACAAGAACGUGACCUCGGAAUGGCCGAUUAUCGCCGGGCAAUUCCGUGUUCUGGUGGACUUGGCACGUGGCCCGAACAAAUUAGAACUCGAGGCGGGCGGACAUAAAAGAAGAUUAGUCCUCAUAUAUGAACCGAGAACUACAAGGCUGCGAGUGACACCGGUCUAUGUCAUUUGUGCGGGUCAUGAUGGUUAUUUUCAGGGUCCACGUAAUGAAGAUCGAUCACCUGAGAGCGCGGCAACGAGAAUAGGACUCGGUGCCAGGCUUCUACAGACACUAAUGGCUGAAAAGUUGCAAGAGGCCGGUUACGGCAGGAAGACCUUUCAGCUAGAAAGAGAUCUAGAUGGCCCAGAAUGUUUGGUGAUGCAUAGCAUGCUUCAUGUGGACCAGGCACGAGCGAUGAAACAAAGGGAACUGUGGGAGUUGAUCGCGCGUGAACUAAUGACCGGACCUUUAGCGUCUAAAGAUCGCAAAUAUCUCGCGUUUUUGUCAUGUACGAGAUACCGUGGCGCGCCCAGUCCUCGUACGCAUGAGGAUACUUUGGCGAGAACGCAAGGUCAUGCGGCCCUUGGCGGAGGUGGCCUAGCGCUUUUCGGUUCGGCAUGUCUUCACACCUGGCCUACGUGUAUGGCUCAGGUGUUAUCGAGAUUUCUCGACGCAACUGUUAUCGAUACCGAGCAACUCAUGGACGACAGUAAUUAUCGUGGUACACACGGUGGCUGCUUGGCGACAACGUUAGGCUCUGUCCUACACGAACUUGGUCAUACCUUCGAUCUUGGUCACACUCGAGAGGGGAUAAUGGGUCGAGGAUUUGAUUACGUAGAUAGGGUUUUCGUAGGCGCAGCUGGAAUAGAUUUCAAUCGUAACCCUAUUAGAAGAGACCCCCAACACACAACUGUCGCCCUCAGUCGACCACUUAGCGUCACAGUAACUGUGCAAGAAUCCGUACUAUCGAGUCCACGGAGGGGUCGAUUGCUCUCGGAAACAUCCAGACCAUCAUCGUCGUUUACUUCGAGGCAGUUGCGAGGAAGACUUUCAGCGCCAGCUAGUCCUGAGCUUAAUAGAUCUCUAUCUAAGAGUUUAAUCGCCUCAGAACCCUUUUCACAACCUGAUCGGACAUUCUGGGGUCCAUCAUGCGCAGCAUUACUCGCAUAUCAUCGCUGGUUUAACAGCGAAAUGGACAAUCUUUCCAAUAGACGUCAUCAUGAAAUAGAGUACGAUGGAAAAAGAAAUGUGGUCAGAUCACGAUAUGGAGUACGAGUAAUAGAGCUUAGAGAGACGUCGGGUGGAAUGGUUGUGGGUUCCCGUCAAUUUCCUGGCUUACGACCACCUUUGGAGGCUUUAGUUCCAUCGCCGCCACCUCACUGCCUCACCACUCUUACCCUCGUUGCCGAAGACUCCACCGGCAAUGUGCUCAAACAUCCUCUUCCCACUGCCUUUUAAAGGUCAGAAGAAACAAUGAUGCAUAAUUUUAUUUUCUAGUCCAGCGAAGAUUGUUACAGUUUGUAAGCAAUAUUUGCUUUAUAUAUAUAUAUUGUAAAUCAAUCAAAGAUAUUAUAUUUUUAUUUGUUCUUUUUUCUUAAAAGUUUAGAUAUUUUUAUUAAAUGUGUAUAGCAAUGAUUUUUUUAGUGAUAUCUCACACGCUAAUUAUUUGUCAAUACAUUCGCCUAGAUAUAAAAGAGAUAUUUUUAGAUACACACACGUGCGCGCGCGCGCGCGUGUGUGUGUGUGUGUGUGUGUGUGUGUGUGUGUGGUAUGCCAUUAAUAAAAUGCAAUAUGAAGAGUGAGAAUAAAAAUUUGUGAGAAGUGUACGAAGAUAUUUAUAAUUUAAUUUUUAUGAAUUUUAUAUUUUUUAAAUUUCUUGUAUGUAAAAUAUCAAAAUCUCUAGUUUCUAUUUAAUGUGUGAUCAGAAAUUAUCGUCGAAAUAUUAAAGCAAAAUGUACAACUUUUUGUUUUUAUAAAAUUAUGAAUCAAUGUAUAGUACUGUCAUUAUGCAUUCCUUUCUUUUGAAAAUACAAACUAUAAAUACUAUUUCAGCCAAAUAGAAGGUAUGAUAAAUUUGCAUGUAAAAUUUGAAAAAAUUCCAUGCACAUGUUACAUAACUUAAUAAAUUUAUUUUGAUGCUUUUUGUUAUAUCUUUAGAAGCUCCAAAAAUAAUGGGAUGUUUAAGUAUUUAUGUUAUAGAUUAUACUUUUAAAUACGAUUUGUAUGUAUAGCUGAAAAUCAAAUAGAAGCUUAUAUCCAUAUGUAACUGACACACAAAUAAUAUGGAUUUUAUAUAAUAUCACAUAAUGGCGUAGUCAUAUGACAAAUAUUUGAUAACACGUCUUGCUCAUGUACAGCUCUUUCCAUGUUGUCGAAUAUGCAGGGAACUACUUUAGGAUAAUUUAUUUUAUAAUAAUAGUCCCUAGUGCUCCAUGAGCUAUAGCCUUAAUUCUUAUUAAUAUAAACAUAAUAAUUAAUAAUAUUCUUAACGUGCACAAAUGCAUUAUGAGCAUUAAAAUGAGGAAUAUAUUUAGUACAUAAGAUAUUGAAAAUGCUUGUGUAUGUAAUUAUACAUUGCGGAAAUUUCAUAUAGAAUAAUCUACAAAACGUGAUUAGACAAAUACUUAUGUAAGUAGGAUUUUUAAAAAGACGAUAAAGUUUCUCUAGUAAAGUUGCUAAGGUACCUAUAUGUAUAUCAUUAACUGUUUAAGUGCCAUGCAGCAUAAAUGCCAUCGAUUUUUCAUGUCAAAAAAUGCAUUGCAACAAUAAGUUGAUAAUGUGUUCAAUUUCUACUAUAAUUCAUAAAGUUAGGCUUGGAAUGAAUUUGUAAAGGUUUAUCUACACAAACUUGCAUAACCAUACGCAUAAAGAAAAUUAUCCGAUCAUAAAUUGCACACAUCCUUAUAAUGUGAAUUUUCAUUAUGUAUAUAUAUGGUUAUGUAAAACAAAUUUUUAAUAACAAAAAUUGCUAAGAUUAAUACUUGGGUGAAAAUUCCCUCAGUAGUGCUCCAAAGUUAACCAGUUUUUUUUUCAAUUCAUUUAUUAAAAAUAGGUGAAAAAUAUGUAUUUUUAAUAAAUUAAUUGUUAUCAUUUAUAUCAUUUAUGACAUAAAACAAGGGCAUAAAUUGGCUGCAUAAUAUUGUUCGCACGAGUUUUUACGACCACCUUCAGCACUUAAAUAGUUAAGCAUACAUAUAUAUAUAUUAUAUACUAAAUUAUUUUAAUAAGUUAGGCUAGUAAACCAAAAUUACAAAGACAAUAUGCCAUCAAUUCUAGCAAACUGAUAAAAAUAUCUAUAUGUAUUGAACUAGGAAUAAAAAUUCAUUAGAAAGAUGA